AUGUCAAACUGCCAACGGUCCUACGGUAUACCAGGUUUGUGCUUCCGUUCUGCGGAGCUUUUCUUUGAAGGAAAUACAUUUUACGGAGGGAGUACGAAGGGUUCUUACCUGUUCGAUUCGAAUUUGUUACCGGAUUUCGAGUUCAAGUGUUCAUGUCCCGGUAAGAUUGAGUGA
This is a messenger RNA of Sclerotinia sclerotiorum 1980 UF-70, 174 nucleotides long. RefSeq lists its product with no specific name. The transcript has a single exon. The coding region runs from base 1 to 174 and encodes 57 amino acids. The record is from RefSeq and is a predicted model, not a curated record. NCBI's taxonomy places the organism in Eukaryota, Fungi, Ascomycota, Leotiomycetes, Helotiales, Sclerotiniaceae.